CAUUUCUCUCCAAGUGAAGGUGCCUGAUCUGUUUCCACAGCUUUCAACAGACAGUGCGAUGACACAACGCUAUUGGCUGCGUGCGUACAGUAUAUGUUUGCGCCACUCAGCAGCUCGGCUCUCUUCAGCACCGCUGAUUGUGAAUGACAGAAUUACAACAAACUCUCUCUCAGCUGAUCGCGUCUUCCAGGUCAUCACACAGGUGUCAUCAUUUCAGUAAGUCUAGUGCCAUGUCAACCCCGAGAAGCCCUGACGGUCCUGGGGCUACCACUCCCUGCCAGCCCUCCUCCUCAGUGGAGAGCAGUGCCUACGUGGAGCUUGAUCCAGACCCUGGACUCCUCUUACCCGUGUCACGGUCCCCCCUGUUGAGUCGACGUCUCCUGCGUCUACGGACGUGCAGCAGCCACGUAAGCACCGUAACGCGCCGCAGGAGGGAGAUGGUCCCAGCCGACAAGAAAGAUAACAUCUAUUGGGACAAGCGACGCAAGAACAACGAGGCAGCUAAAAGGUCCAGGGAGAAGAGGAGACUGAACGACCUGAUGCUGGAGAGUCAGCUGCUGGCUCUGAGUGAGGAGAACACACAGCUGCGGGCUCAGGUGCUCAGCCUUCAGUAUCACAGCAGCCUGAGUGCAGAAAAGAGCAAACCUGCAGCCUCUACUUUGUCCUUGUCACCUAGACCGGCUGCCUCCCUCCAGGCAGGGCUCUGGGGCAACAGCAGGAGCAACCCAGCCCAUGUGAGGCAACAAGAAACAGGUAGCCACCCUUUUGAGAGCAAGGUCUCUUGUUUUAGAGGUGUUGGUAAUGGUUUUGAUCCACAAAGUCCUCACGGUGGUCUUCUUCCUGGUAAGUGUGCCACACAGCAAGGUGUCUUUCCCCUGUCUGUGCCAGGCCGCGUCCUCUCUCCCCGGGCAGGUUUGGAGGGCGGGAGGUCAGCGGAGGCAGAGAUGGAUACCCAGAGGCAGGUCUCCUCCAGCGAUGACAUUCCCAACUCCAUCGAUUCACCUUCCCAUCCCACCCCUUACAUCCAAGCAUUUCUGCCCUCACCUGGCUCACUCCACCAGGCCUCCGCCCUCUCAUACCCACCUCAGAAUUGGCUGGUGCCACAUCUGAAUCACACGGCACUGUGUAACAAUCUUCUGCUGCCCUGGCGGUCCUCCUACCUGGCCCCUCCGGCCGUCUACCCCGGCCUGCCUCUCUACGUACAGGAGAGACAGGGUCAGGGUCUUGGUAUGGAGGCAGACAUUCAAAGGGCAUUUAAGAGCCCAUUUGGCAGCGCACCAGCAGGGCUGUCUCCACUCAGGAUGCACCUCAGUCCUGAUGGACGCUAA
Molecule: messenger RNA, 1328 nt
Organism: Thunnus maccoyii (southern bluefin tuna)
Lineage: Eukaryota; Metazoa; Chordata; Actinopteri; Scombriformes; Scombridae
Product: nuclear factor interleukin-3-regulated protein
Exons: 3
Coding region: 144-1328 (394 amino acids)
Biological process (GO): circadian rhythm; regulation of DNA-templated transcription
Cellular component (GO): nucleus
Molecular function (GO): DNA binding; DNA-binding transcription factor activity
Source: RefSeq, a predicted model, not a curated record